Molecule: messenger RNA, 1362 nt
Organism: Ceutorhynchus assimilis (cabbage seed weevil)
Lineage: Eukaryota; Metazoa; Arthropoda; Insecta; Coleoptera; Curculionidae
Source: the annotation of a GenBank genome assembly
UGUUUUCAGGUUUUCCCAACAAUGUGGACCGCAUUCACCCAAACCCAUCUGACGUCUCUGAAAGAACGGAAAACCGAUUGUAUCUUCCUAAUUAACAAGAAAACGUUCGAAGCUCACAAAGAUAUUUUGGCAAAUAUCAGUCCAGUUUUCGAAAAAAUGUUUUUUGGAAAUUUGGCUUCGAAAAAAAUUCUAAUAGAAGACAUCCAGCCAGACGACUUUAAGCAAAUGCUCGACUAUAUUUAUCUUGAAACCAUCCAGUUCAAUUCCAUCGAGAACGCUUGGUCUAUAGUUUAUAUAGCCAAAAAAUAUUUACUUUAUGACUUACUACAUUUAUGCACUCUAUAUGUUUUGGAACAUCUAACUAUAGACACUCUGGUGCUAAGCUACGAAUACUCUGAGCUUUAUAACUUAAAAUAUUUGAGAGAAAAGUGCUUUUCUGACAUUAUUGAAGCAGUGAACAGUGUUUUAGUUGCCGAUUAUCACAUGAAAGCGACAACUCUUAAGGCUAUUCUAAGAUAUCCAAAGCUCCUUAUUACAAAUCUAGACCUACUUUGUAAAAUAAUUGAUUGGGCAAUUGAUGAGUGUCAUUAUGAAAACAUAAGUACUGAGCCAGAAUCUAUAGUGGACAUUUUAAAAGAACAUGACAUUUUAAGAUAUAUAAAUAGAUGUAGCUUAAUAUCGAACUGUGAAUAUUGCCUUCGACCAAUAAUCAUUUGUAAUUGUGUUGGAGAACUAGUCCAACAAACUGUCAAAUAUUUAAGUGACCAAGUAAUUAAUUGGGAAGAAGAAACUUCAGUAGAAAAUUUCAAGUUAUCUUGGCCAGAUAUUUGCAAAACCAGAUUUAAAUUUAAAAUAGCUAAAAGAAUUGACUUGAGAUGGCGGGACGAAUUUGUAUCAACGAUAACGGUAACAAAAAAAAUUAUCAUUUCAGGAUUGUUGCUUAGCUCAGAAAGCAGCAGGAUUUAUCCAAAAGCAACAUACGAUGGACAUAUCCGUGUUAAAUUUUGUGAUAGAAUCUCUGGUUCCAUCAUCGCAACACCAACUUUUUGGAACUAUAAUUCCGAAUACGAUUUUCAAGUUUACGUUCCACUGAGGUUUCCCGUUAGACUCGAUCCAGACAAAGUUUAUGAUAUUAAAUUGGCCUAUAGAAAUUUGAAUCUUGACAGAAAAGCUAGUGUCUUGAAAUUGUAUAUGAGUGACUAUUUGGAGGAUAAAAAAAGAGAUUUGGGUGUUUGGUUUCACGAAUACGAUGGAACUUUGAUUAGAGGAAUUUCGUAUUAUCCUGCUUGGUGAGAAUUUAUUGGAAGAAAUGUAUGUAAUAUUUUUUUUGAAUGAAGUAUUAAAAUGUGAUAAUUUAUUUAC